Conger conger (European conger) is the source of this 3280-nucleotide messenger RNA. It is a transcript of the gene gata4, whose product is annotated as GATA binding protein 4. Gene Ontology annotation, cellular component: nucleus. The coding region runs from base 110 to 1261 and encodes 383 amino acids. The record is from RefSeq and is a predicted model, not a curated record. Lineage: Eukaryota; Metazoa; Chordata; Actinopteri; Anguilliformes; Congridae. Gene Ontology annotation, molecular function: DNA-binding transcription factor activity, RNA polymerase II-specific; zinc ion binding; RNA polymerase II cis-regulatory region sequence-specific DNA binding. The transcript is spliced from 6 exons. Gene Ontology annotation, biological process: positive regulation of transcription by RNA polymerase II; cell fate commitment; negative regulation of transcription by RNA polymerase II.
CAUAAAUGGAGACGCCUUCUUUAAAUGGAUAACAAAUGUGAAGUCAAAAAGUUCAAAAGAUUUAACUGUUCCAUUGGAAUACAAGUUGCUCGGGACAAGGGACUCGGAUAUGUACCAAGGCUUAACAAUGACAACAAAUCAUGGACCCACGUCUUAUGAGACUAGUUUUGUUCACAAUGCUACUGGUACCUCGCCAGUUUACGUACCAACGACUCGGGUCACACCCAUGAUCCCAGCCUUGUCAUACCUCCAAACGCACGCAGCGUCCCAGCAGAGCACUCCGUUGUCGAGUCACUCUGCCUGGGCCCAACCCGACGCAGAGUCUGUUCCCUCGUACAACACGGGCAACGCGCACCAUUCUCCAGUGUCAUCUCGCUUCACGUUCUCCACGAGCCCACCUCUCUCCUCCGCUGUCCGGGAGACGUCAACUUACACCAAUCCUCUGCACAUCUCCAGCAAUGGUAGGGAACACUACGGAACAAGAGGACUUGGAGGGUCUUAUCACAGUCCUUACCCAGCAUAUAUGAGUCCAAACAUGGGGGGCACCUGGGCCACAGCUUCCUUUGACAGCUCAGUCUUGCAUAGUCUACAAUCUGGAGGACCGACGAGCGCAACCAGGCAACCUAGUAUAGAGCUGUUUGAUGACUUUGUGGAGGGCCGUGAGUGUGUGAACUGCGGGGCCAUGUCUACACCCUUGUGGAGGCGGGAUGGGACCGGCCACUAUUUGUGCAAUGCCUGUGGGCUCUACCACAAGAUGAAUGGCAUCAACCGACCCCUCAUAAAGCCCCAGAGACGUCUGUCAGCCUCGAGGAGGGUGGGUCUGUCCUGCACCAACUGUCAUACCACCACCACCACACUGUGGCGCCGUAAUGCUGAGGGAGAGCCUGUGUGCAAUGCUUGUGGACUCUACAUGAAACUCCAUGGGGUUCCUCGACCCCUGGCCAUGAAGAAAGAGGGCAUUCAGACCCGUAAGCGCAAGCCCAAGACUCCCAACAAGUCAAAAUUGGGGACACCUGGCAAAGACUACCCACCCAGCAGCACUCCUACCAAUGGUAGUAAAGCAGAGGAGCUGCGGCCAAUCAAGACUGAGCCUGAGACUACAUCCCUGUACACACACCACAGUGCACACCCACAGGUCUCAUCUGUCCCAGCCUACAUGAGUGUACAUGGCAGUGGAGUUUCUCUCAAGCUGCCCCCUGGUAACCUCCCACCUCCAUCUAGCUCCAAGGGAGAGCCUUGGAACAGCCUGAUCCUGGCCUAAUGACCCCUGCUCAUUGGGGUGAUUUAUUUUGGAUUUCAUGCCAAUUUCUGCUCUACUUAUUCAAGCUCAUGUUUUUGCUAAGGUAAUGAACUGCACAUUCAUCCUUGGUGUAAACAUUUUUACUGUGGUCUAUAGAGGAGUGAACCAGAAUUGGUGUGUACAGCUGUCCCGAAGACGAAUGGAGAAUAACCAUUUGGAACAGCAGCCUACAUAGCAGCCUUCCAGGACUGGAGAUGUGCCGCCUGUCGUUUUCCCUUGGAUUUUCUCUCAGUGCUUCAAUUAUAACCCAAACCUGUAAAACCAUGUAAACUUUGAACUGAGUUCACACUUUCUGUCUCUAUCCUUUUUCAGUAGAGCUGCCUGCUUAUGGACAACCCCUCAUUAGCUUAGUAAAAAUAGUGCAUGAAUAGUGCCUUGCAAAAUGUAUGUAACUACAUUGUUGUUGGUACGGUAUAUUUGAAUUUCAUGCUUUCAAGGCAUAUGUGACAAGAAACAAACUGUGGACUACAAUAUGAUUGAAUCCUUAACAUUUAGAAAUGAACACACACCAGGGUAGUAAAAACCCUGAGGCUCCCACUGUAAGCUAACAUGAAAUAGGGUGUUUAGCUAUUCUUGCCAUUGUGAAAAGUGUAUGCACAUCUUCAGAUAAAAACAAAUGCACUCCUUAAACUAUGGAGAAACAUUCAAGGCAAAACAACUUGGUCACUCCAUUCAGUGUCGAGGCGAAAAUACUUGGCUAGCCAACAUUUCUCAAGCCUGGCCACACAUUUCCUGACUAGUGGAACACACCUCCAAAGUAUUAGUGGAACACACCUCAGCAGUAUCAGUACUUGGAUUAUCCAUAUACAGUGGGCCCCAGAAUUAUUGCCACCCUUGAUAAAUAUGCGAUGUAAUUAGUGCUGUAAACCAAACAUUAAAAUAAGCUAUUGACAUAAGCUUUAUUUUUCCAACAUGUGUAAAGUAGUGUGCUUUAUUAAUGAGUCAAUGGAAUCAACCAAAGUCUAUUUCCCCACUUAUUUUAAAGACGUAUUUCCCCACAAAACUGGUUCCACAAUUAUUGGCACCCCUGGUUUAAUGCUUUGUAGAAACACCCUUGGCAAAGAUGACAGCCAUCAGUCUUUUCCUAUAAUUUGUGAUAUAGUUAGAGAACACAUUUGGAGGGAUUUUUCACCAUUUCUCCAUGCAGACCUUUUCAGAAUCAAGUUUUUCAUGGGUUUUAAGACUGAAGACUGAGAUGGCCAUUACAUGGUAGUGGUUUUUACUGAACUAUUUCUGUGUGGAUUUUGAUGAAUGCUUGGAGUCGUUGUCUUGCUGGACAAUCAACUUAUAACCAAGACUGAGCUUCCUAGCAGAGGCAACCAGAUUUUCUGCCAAGAUUUCCUGGUACUUUGCUGAAUUCAUUGUGCCAUUGAACUUAAAUAGUGCUCCUGGACCACUGGCAGCAAAACAUCAAUGACACACCUCCAUAUUUGACAGUAGGUAUCUGGUGCUUCUCCUUGUACGCAUUCCAUUUAGCCACCAAACAUGUUGAUGGUGUGUAUGGCCAGAACGACCUUUCCAGUCAUAAUUCCAAUGACGUUUGGUAAACUCAAGAUGCUUGGUUUUGUUUAUUGUGCUCAGUAAGGGUUUUUAGGGGGGAUUUGCUUGAGGCUUUAAAUUGAUUAAAGGGAUUAACAAAGUUAAUUAUAGGGGAGUCUUCAGGUUGGGUUUGGUUAGCAGAACGAGAGGGCACAAAUGGAAAUUGGCAAAGGAAAAAUUCCAUACAGAUAUUAGGAAGUAUUUUUCACACAGCGAGUGGUCAAUGUGUGGUAUAGCUUGCCAGUGCAUGUAGUGGAGGCAGAAACACUGGGGGUUUUCAAGACCAGGCUUGAUACGGUGUUAUACUAUUUAGCUUUUAGGCAAAUUAGGCAGUAGGUAGGUAGGUAGGUGAGCAUUGCUGGGCUGAAUUGCCAUUACCUUAUGUUAUGUUAUACCUCCCCUCCAAAGAGUCUGCUAGUAUGGAGGUGCCAUUUUAUGUUU